AUGAAGCUACCCACCCCCCAACCGCUCCAACAGGUACACGUCUCCCUCAAUACAGGAGACUAUGAGCCUGUAGCAACUUACGACUCCAAGAAGGCAACAUAUCUUCAAGACCAGGAGGCCAUUCAAGAAAGCCUCACGCGAUUAUGCUCUGCCAACUCGUGGCAUAAAAGCUCCCGAGCGGCGUGUUCCCCCCGACCGGUUCUCGUCAGUGCAGAACAUCAACGACAAUGGAGAGAGCUUCAUGAAGCUCUGGUCCUUGCCAUAACCGAUAUUGUUGAACGAUGGUGGGCGGACCCCGCCGCACGGUUUGCAGAGCGUAUGCCUUUGGAGCCGGAAGAAGAAGAACUACUUCGUUGGAUUGACAGUCAGGUUCCUGACAGCCUUCCUCCUUACCGGGAAUGUCGAGGUUCAUGGAGGCCAGAUUUCCUAGUAGAGGAAGACAGCAGCGGAGAGAGCCCUGUGCCUGUGGAAAACUUCCGCAUCAGUGAGAUCAACGCACGGUUUUCAUUCAAUGGGCUUAUGUAUGCGGCCUCUGGACAACAGGCAUUUCAUGAAAUGGGUAUCUGUGGUGGAAGGAAUGGCCUGGUAGGCGGUACUGAUCCUGCAAAUAUGAUCGACGGCCUUUUUAAUCUCUUUCAGCCGAGUCUUCCGCUGCACCUGCUCAAAGGUGCGGAGGCGGGUAUCGAUAUCCACAUGGUAGUAGACUUUCUCCAGCGUCAUUUAGGUAUCACCCCUCGAUUCAUUACGCCCGCCGAUCUGAGGCUACUGCCGGAUCCUGAGUCAAAGGGUGGCUACAAGCUCUGUUGUGUGGCUGAACGCCCGGAAAGCGUGAACACCACAGCCCCACCUUCUCCGUUAAUUUAUCAUGGCGGAGAGAUCUUGGAAGAAAUUCAGCAGGUCGGUCUCGAGCUCCACCAGCGAGAGUUUCAUGCCUUACAGCCAGAAAUGCUGCGCCAAAUCAGUCUCAGAUGCUUUAACGAUAUGCGUACCAUUCUCCUUGUUCAUGAUAAGAGAAUGCUCGGUAUUGUCAAGCAGGAGCUUGAUUCUCUAGUGGCAAGGAACAUUCUCUCGCCCGCACAGGCGAAAACCCUCGACAGGGGCAUCCCGGACACAAUCCUUCCGGGUUCACUGGAACUUCACCAGCUGAUCGGGCAUUCCAAGGAGCUGCCGGAGCUAAAGAACGAGUAUCUCCUGAAACCUAUCCGCAGUGGGAAAGGUGAUGGAAUUGUAUUUGGGGAAGACUUGAGUUCGACUGAAUGGGUUGCAAGACUACAGCAAUUGAGGGCCUCCCAAUUGUCUGCUGGUGGUGGCACCUGUAUUAUUCAACGCAAAGUCAAUCAGAUACUUUACGACGUGGUAUUGCGACCAACAGGUGCGAAAACUAGCCACAUUACAGAGGUUUCCAACUCUCUCCGGAAAAGUGGCAUCCUCAAAGUCAGCCUACAGUUCAAAGAUGACAACAGCCACUAUCUCAAAAAUCUCAUCCUCGGUCUCCACAAAUACCAUGGACAUGGACUACCCAUUACCCAUAGCGCAUCACGCGGUUGGUUCUGGGAUAUUCGCCCGAAUAGCACGACCUUCCAAACCCCCACACAUCAAGCUCGAUCUGAGACGAUGCAGGAGUUCCCUUGGCAUACCGACUGCAGCUAUGAGGAGGCACCGCCGAGGUACUUUGCGUUACAGGUACUGCGGGAAGACCGCUGUGGUGGCGGUACACUCUCUGUCAUGAACGUGGGGAAGCUCAGCUCGUUGCUUUCUCCGACUACCUGCGCCGCACUGCUGCGGCCCGAGUUUCGCAUUGAUGUGCCUCCAGAGUUUGUGAAAAGUGACGCCAAGAGGCAGAUUAUUGGUAGCUUACUAGCGUCUGACGUGAGUGGGGUUCCCAGUAUGGUUCGCUUUCGCGAAGAUAUAGUGACCCCUUUGAGUAUCGGGGCUGCUGCUGCGCUAGCGGAGUUAAAAAGCUGCUUGCUGGGUCUAGAAGUACAAUCCGAGACGCUCCAUCUCACUCCGGCAUGUUUACCUCAGGGUUCGGUGGUGCUCAUGGAUAACUGCCGAUGGCUUCAUGCCCGGAACGAAGUUAGGGACCCUGCGCGCCAUUUACGUAGGGUCCGUUGGGAUCCGAGAGCUUUUUCUUCAAUUUGUAUUUAG
This is a messenger RNA of Aspergillus alliaceus, 2148 nucleotides long. RefSeq lists its product as uncharacterized. The record is from RefSeq and is a predicted model, not a curated record. The transcript has 4 exons. Bases 1 to 2148 code for a protein of 715 amino acids. NCBI's taxonomy places the organism in Eukaryota, Fungi, Ascomycota, Eurotiomycetes, Eurotiales, Aspergillaceae.